Messenger RNA from Colletotrichum paranaense, 411 nucleotides. RefSeq lists its product as uncharacterized. The record is from RefSeq and is a predicted model, not a curated record. Bases 1 to 411 code for a protein of 136 amino acids. The transcript is spliced from 2 exons. Lineage: Eukaryota; Fungi; Ascomycota; Sordariomycetes; Glomerellales; Glomerellaceae.
AUGCAGAUCGACGAGACCUUCUUCUCGGUACGCUUCAAGUACGGUGCCCACACCAUCUUGAUGUUCGUCGACGGCCAACAGCAAUUCUCCGAAGUGACCACAUCGCUGCUCGAGGUGCUCCGCGAUCGCUUCCCCGAUGGCCUUACAAUCAACCACACUUCCCCCGAGACAACCGCCGUUCCUGGAGGCGACGUACAACUGGCUUAUGCGCUGCCAGUCAAUGCCACCGAUUUGACUCAAGGAUGGAAGAAUAUCAAGGUUUCUGACAGCGAUACGCCAGUUGGCAAGGGCUUCAAAGAUAAUUGCAUUGUCGCAUUCUCGUUUGAUACAGAUGAGCCUGAGUUCUUGGUCGAUAUCCCGACCCUGGAUGAUGAGAUGGAGGAUGAAGAGGGCAUGGGGUCGGACGCAUGA